AUCAUUUGUGAACACUCCGACGUCCUCCAGAGCCCAAAGUUUUAGAGCGGAACCCAGGUUUACACCAGAUAUGGGAAAUGCUACACUUUUAAUGGCAACAAGACCACAUCCAGGAAAACCAAGCAGGGCGGAAUGGGAAAUGGGCUGGAGAUCAUGUUGGAUAUCCAGCAGGAUGAGUAUCUGCCCAUCUGGAGAGAGACAAAUGAGACCUCCCUGGAGGCUGGCAUCCGAGUUCAGAUACACAGUCAGGACGAACCUCCCUACAUUCACCAGCUGGGCUUCGGUGUCUCUCCGGGCUUUCAGACCUUUGUUUCAUGUCAGGAGCAGAGGCUGACCUACCUGCCCCAGCCCUGGGGGAACUGCCGAUCCACCAGCAAAGAGAAGUUCCCAGGAUAUGACACAUACAGCAUCAGCGCCUGUCGUUUGCUCUGCGAGACCAACGAAGUCCUGCGAGUGUGCAACUGCAGGAUGGUGCACAUGCCUGGAACUGCAGAUAUCUGCCCUCCCAGUAAAAUCAACUGUGUUGACAAAGCACUCGCACAGCUACAGAAGAACAGUGGGGAUACCUGUCCAUGCGAGACACCCUGUAAUCUCACCCGCUACGGUAAAGAGCUCUCCAUGGUCAAAAUCCCCAGCAAAGGCUCCGCUCGCUAUCUCUCCAGGAAAUACGACAAGUCAGAGGACUACAUCAGAGACAACUUCCUGGUCUUAGAUAUCUUCUUUGAAGCCCUGAACUAUGAAACAAUUGAGCAGAAGAAAGCAUAUGAUGUUGCAGGUUUAUUAGGUGACAUUGGUGGACAGAUGGGUUUAUUCAUUGGAGCCAGCAUCCUGACAAUUUUAGAGAUACUGGAUUAUAUCUAUGAGGUGAUCAAACAACGGCUACAACGUCUGCUGAGGCCGCAGAAAGAAGAGAAGACGAGCAAGCAGCAGACCAGCACUGUUGCAACAGUGGGUCUAGAGGAAAUGAAAGCAAAGGAGCCCAACGACAUGACACGGAGUCACCCAGAGGGGGCGUAUGCCAACACGAUCCUGCCCAACCACCACCUCCCUCACCCUCACCCUCACCCUCACCACCAUCACGCCGGGCACCACGGGGUGUUUGAGGACUUCGCUUGCUAGAGCCAACCAUUGUUUCCUGUCCUGGUGACAACAAAAGAUGAGAGCUGUCUGUGUUGAGAUCAAUAACAGACCCUCUGCGUUUCCGUCGGUCCUUUGCUGUCACCAGUGAAAAGCUACAGCCAAAGUCGAACACCAAACUUGUGCUGCUAACAAACCACUUGUACGUACAGUAUGUAGGCACAAAUUGGACACCGCUUUCUCUAUUUUUUGUUUUUUGUCUGGAUGGGACCCCUCUCAACUUUGUCCUGCUUCAAGCGAGGAGUCAGGCACUUUGUGAUUUCAGGACCAAUUUUUGGUACAUGAUCACUACAUUGAAACAAGAGGAGGACUGCAUGUCACCUUGAUCCAGUUUAUACUCCAAAAAAGGAAAAAUAUGAUUUAUUUAUUCAGCUAGCAUCUCAGAUUUUUCUGUCUGUAUCCCUCCAUUUAUCUCUCCUCAAACUACCGUACUUCAUGGAAAACACACUGUACCAUAUCAAGCCAUUGCACCGUCAUGAAUUGUGUAAUUAUUUAAAGAGAUACUGUUAUCUAUAUGUUCUAUAUUGUAUACAAAAUGAGAAGUAAGCAAAUCUUAUUCAUGUUACAUCCAUCCAAACUAUGAGGGGAAUUAUUUAGGCUGAAAUGUUUGACCUUGGCUUAGAAGAUCUAGCAGCAUCUUUCCACAUAAUACACUUUGUCUGAUUUGUGGUUAAGGUGGUAGAGAAUAGCAUUGUACUUGUACAUUAACUUUAAAAUGAGACAGUUCUAAAGUUCUGUUUUAAUGGUUGUUGUUUAUAUUCAGUUCAUAUAUAACUUAUGUAAUAUUAAUUUUAGUUAUUUAUACAUUUUAGAAAAAGAAUUUUAUAUGACAAAAGCGAUCACGAUUGUAGCAAUUACUGUACACUUAGAAUCUGCAGAUACGUUAGACUGCCAAACAUCAACAUUUGUCCGGGUAACAAAAAUGGACUGUAUGGAUCGUGACUUAUCUGUAUCAUUUCCUCAUAUAUGUCCUGCUUUUUUUCUUACCUAAACAUCCUCCGAGACGAUAAAUCACAAAUCCUUAUGGAUGGACAUGUAACCAGUUAUGACAUGGUUGUACUUAAAUCAUUCUUCAUAUUCAGUCUUAUUCAGUUCAUUUCUGCCCACCAUCAACUCUUCACUUUGGUUAGCAUCCUAACUUUAAGCUGACAUAAGCAAUAACAGCCAGAAUUUAAUUUUUCGCCAACUCAUCUCCUUCAACUGUGGGUCAGGAACACUGUAAAAGUGUAACAGCUAUUAACAGUGUAGACCCUGUAUCAGUGUGUGUGUGUGUGUGUGUGUGUUUGUUUGCAUGUGCACUUCAACAUUUUGCACAUGACUGAGCACAUUAGACUGAUGCGGCUCGGCUGAGCUGAUCAAUGAAAAAAAGGGGAUGUUUGAGAAUCAGAAUAGCUGAAGCGAAAGCUUUGAGUUUACUGAAGCAGUAAGGUUUUUAUCUUCUCAAUGUAGAGCUAGAGCAGCAGAGUUUAAUGUAAGCAAACAUUGUUCUGAUGGCUGAAAUAGUCUUAUUGGUUCACUUAAUGGGCUGUACAAAAGACAACACAGUUUUUAAGAGCACAAGUUAACAAAGUGGGAAAUAAAAAUAAAAAUGGAGACUCAUACAUUGAUCGAUUUAUAAUCAUGUUUGUCAGCUUGCUCUCGAGUAGCCGUUUUCCACUGCAGUAACUUAACUUGUAACCUCAGGCUUCCCAUAACCUGAACUUUUAAGAACGUGUGAGGUUCUUCCGCGCAUUUCCAUUGUAUUUUACAAAUUUACACCAUUAAAAAGGCAACAAUGGGACCAAUUAUACUGUGUCAUAUAACUGUAACUACAUCAUCUUUAUGGUAGAACUAUGUUAGCAGUUGUGGGACAGACAACAAUGGAAGAAGUGGCACUGAUGUUGAUUUGCUUUCACAAUUAUGCGAGCUGUAGGACACUGCUGAGGCCAUCUUGUUUCAUUAUUUGUAUUUGUUCCCUGCACUUUUUGGCCGAGUGUUGUGGCCAGAUGAAUAGAAAUAAUCUUUUGGUCCACUUUUUGGUUUGAAUUGCUCUCUUACCCAAUAAGGGCUACAACAUCUUUGUCCAACAACCUUGCUCCAGUGCUCUUCUUUUUCAAAAACGGUUUUU
Thunnus maccoyii (southern bluefin tuna) is the source of this 3244-nucleotide messenger RNA. It is a transcript of the gene asic4a, whose product is annotated as acid-sensing (proton-gated) ion channel family member 4a. The record is from RefSeq and is a predicted model, not a curated record. Gene Ontology annotation, cellular component: membrane. Gene Ontology annotation, biological process: sodium ion transmembrane transport. Lineage: Eukaryota; Metazoa; Chordata; Actinopteri; Scombriformes; Scombridae. Bases 133 to 1119 code for a protein of 328 amino acids. Gene Ontology annotation, molecular function: ligand-gated sodium channel activity. The transcript is spliced from 10 exons.